Molecule: messenger RNA, 962 nt
Organism: Daphnia carinata
Lineage: Eukaryota; Metazoa; Arthropoda; Branchiopoda; Diplostraca; Daphniidae
Gene: Ho
Exons: 2
Coding region: 60-833 (257 amino acids)
Biological process (GO): heme oxidation
Molecular function (GO): heme oxygenase (decyclizing) activity
Source: RefSeq, a predicted model, not a curated record
CUCUUCUUGGUUUCGAAUUCUUAUUUAAGACGUCUGACAUAACACAUCUCAUUUUUGUAAUGGCAAUGGAAGGAAAACUCGAAUUUACGAAGCAAAUGCGAAAAGCAACCAGGGAGAUCCAUGAUAUUAGUGAUGCCCUAGUUAAUGCAAAACUUGGAAUAGCAAUGAGUGACAACUCAAUUUGGGCUGAGGGGCUAUUGUGCUUUUAUGAAAUUUUCAAGUUCCUUGAACAAGCCUUAGAUCGUCUCAGCCAUACACUGCUCAGUGAAUUGGAUAUAAAAGGGAUGAGAAGAACCAAAGCAUUUGAAGAAGACCUGUGUUUCUAUUAUGGAGCACAAUGGCUUGAAAACAUCUAUCAGCCAAAUGGCGCAGUCACUGCCUAUAUUGACUAUCUAACCUGCCUAGAAAGAGAUAACCCUUACAUGUUAGCUGCCUACAUUUAUCACUUGUUUAUGGGCCUUUUUUCCGGCGGACAAAUCCUGCGCAAGAAGCGAUCUCUAGAAGCUAGUUUAAAAUUCCAAUCAACCAGUGCCAAUAACCAUCAGCAACCAGGUGAAUCCGUCACAGAUUUUGGGGAUAUUCCGAUUUUCAAACUGAAGAAACAAAUGGUUGACGCCAUGGAACUUAUUGCGGCUCAACUCGGAGAAGAAGACAAGUGGAAAUUGAUUGAAGAAAGUAAGACCGUUUUUAGAAUGAAUAACAAGAUAAUAAGGACCAUCAGCACAAAUCGUAUAGUUUUAAAGAAGUUCUGCAACUUUGCUUUAAUAGUUGUUCCUACAGUUGCGGCCAUCUAUUUUGGCUACAAGAUGAUUAGCAAUAUUGGUAACAGUUAGUCAAUCUUUUAAUAAAUUCAUGGUCAUGGCUUAAAAGUUCCUUGGCCAAAACUAUGUCAAUUUUAACGGAUCUUAAACAAGAAACUGUGAUAGUCGAUGAGCUACAAAUACAGUCAGUAUAUAACUUUA